AUGGCGGCAGAUCUGGUGCUAGACACGGCGAUCAGAGACUGGGUUCUGAUCCCUCUCUCGGUCGUCAUGGUCCUCAUCGGAGUCCUCCGAUACUUCGUCUCCAAGCUCAUGCGCUCCAGCCAAGUCCCCGAUGCCAAAAUCGUCAAAGAAGGGCAAUUGGUUAUUAGGGCUCGGAAUUUGCGUGCUUCUGCUAAUUUCAUACCUCCCAAGUCGUUUCGCGCUCGCCGAUUUUACUUCAGCAACGAGGAAAAUGGGUUGUUAUUUGUUCCUAAGGGUCAGGCACAGAAUCCACAGGCGCAGAUGUUCUCUGAUCCCAACAUGGCUAUGGACAUGAUGAAGAAGAAUUUGUCUAUGAUCAUACCCCAGACUCUUACAUUUGCGUGGGUCAACUUUUUCUUUUCUGGAUUUGUAGCAGCCAAAAUACCUUUUCCUCUUACUCAGAGGUUCAGGUCAAUGUUGCAGAAUGGGAUUGACUUGAGCACUGUUGAUGUCAGCUAUGUCAGUAGCCGCUCAUGGUACUUUCUCAAUCUGUUUGGAUUGAGAGGCUUGUUCAGUCUCAUUCUGGGAGAAGAAAAUGCCAUGGAUGAUACUCAGCGUAUGAUGCAAAUGAGUGGGUUCGGCAUGGAUCCAUCAAAGAGUUUGGGUGCUGAGAAGGACAGUCUUGAUAUAAUCCAGCACGAUUGGGCCUUACCAAAAUUUGAGCAUCGUGCGGAAGUUGUAUUGAAGAAACUUGUCCGGUAAAGAAUGAAAUCCGGCAGUUAGCGUUGCUGGGCUGAGCCACAGUUCUCAGCUCCGUGCUCCAGUCAUCGGCCUCUUCUGCCAGCAUUGAAGUCAGUUAGUUUGAGCUAUGAAAAAUAUAGCAACCUUUUGAGAAACAUAUCGCUCUAGUCUGUAGCAGCUUACACUCAAAUUUAUUCUGAUUAUUCAUAACACUUUGCUGGUAGUAACUUGUAAUCACUCGAGUGUUUCUAAAUUUUCUAGAUGAAACUCAAACAUGAAGCUUUUUUCUGAUCAACCGCUUUUUAUAGAGUAGCUUUCUCCUGUGA
Molecule: messenger RNA, 1046 nt
Organism: Rosa chinensis
Lineage: Eukaryota; Viridiplantae; Streptophyta; Magnoliopsida; Rosales; Rosaceae
Product: ER membrane protein complex subunit 3
Exons: 8
Coding region: 1-741 (246 amino acids)
Biological process (GO): protein folding in endoplasmic reticulum
Cellular component (GO): membrane; EMC complex
Source: RefSeq, a predicted model, not a curated record